This is a messenger RNA of Drosophila subpulchrella, 2003 nucleotides long. RefSeq names its product glucose dehydrogenase [FAD, quinone]. The transcript has a single exon. The record is from RefSeq and is a predicted model, not a curated record. The coding region runs from base 2 to 1966 and encodes 654 amino acids. Gene Ontology annotation, molecular function: flavin adenine dinucleotide binding; ecdysone oxidase activity. NCBI's taxonomy places the organism in Eukaryota, Metazoa, Arthropoda, Insecta, Diptera, Drosophilidae.
GAUGGGCGGUCAGCGCGUACACAAACCGCGGACAGCGGAGACGGGAACCCUGCUGCAUGGCGGACUCUUCCUGCUCCUGGUUUUCGGAGCAAGUGGAUCCUCGGCGACCCAGUUGUUUUCGGUGGACAGCAGUGGCCUGGGCAUAUCCCUGAUGCAAUCGGUGGCCAUGGCCCUGAAUGCAUCCAGCCUCGCCCUGGCCAACAGCACCGCCUGGCCACUGCAGCACGAGCCUCCGGAGGAUCGGUUGCAGAUCGAGAGCUAUGACUACAUAGUUGUGGGAGCCGGGAGUGCUGGCUCCAUAGUGGCCAGUCGCCUGAGUGAGCUGUGCCGGGUGAAGGUUCUCCUGCUGGAGGAGGGCCAAUUGCCACCGCUGGAGUCCGAGAUAUUUAGCCUCAGUGGUGCACUGCAUCAGGACGAGCGGUACAUGUUCCUCGAGGAAGCUGUUCCCAACCCGAAAUGCUGCCAGGCAAUGGCCGCCAAUCGUGGCUGCGUCUGGUGGCAUGGACGCAUGAUGGGCGGAGGAGGAGCCAUCAAUGGCAAUAUCUACAUACCCGGCAGCAGGGAGAGCUUCAGGCAAUGGAAUGCAUCUGGCUGGGAUUGGCCACAGGUCCAGAGAACGUAUUCCCGCCUGCAGCGACGCCUUAAUCUCUCCUACCUUCAAGCGAGCAGUAUCAACCUGAAGUUGGCCAACCUGAUAUACUCCGGCUCAUCCGAAUUGGGUGUUCCCCGGAUGAAACAACCCCUGAUAGCGGGUUCCACCUUUGGUUACACCCAUCAUGUUCCUGUGACCAUAAACCAGGGAAGAAGAGCCAGCAGUGCUCGCCUGUACUUGGCCAAUGAUCAAGUGAACAGAAGACCGAAUCUAAAGGUAAUACGAGGAGCCCAAGUUCAGAAAGUGCUACUAAACUCAGAGGGAAACCAGGCCACUGGAGUGAUAUACAACAUAAAUGGUGUGGAAUACACCGCGAAAACCACGGGGGAAGUGAUCCUUAGUGCUGGAACCCUAAACUCCGCCAAGUUGCUCUUGCUCUCGGGCAUCGGUCCCCGGGAAGAGCUUCAAAGUUGGGAUAUACCCAUCUAUCAGGAUCUGCCAGUGGGUCGACAUCUGCAAGAUCACGGAAUGCUGCCGUUGUUCCUGCUCUUUGGUUCCAAUUGUGCCGUCAAUAGUACUCGGGAUCCUACUGAUAACCCCUAUGCUCCCGUAUCUGUGACAAAGUAUCUGCUGGAUAAUCAAAGGGGUCCUUUGGCCAGUGGUUUCUACAUGAUGGGCUACAUCAACUCCAGUUCACCCAGUUCCAGCCAUGGUCAGCCCGAUCUCCAUGUGGUGGCCCACACACUUUUGCCAAAGGGCAGCACUGGGAGCUUUGGUUACUUGGGAUUUCGGCCAGAGUUGGUUCAGGCUCAGCAAGAUAUCUUGCAAAAAUGGGAUCUACUGCAAAUAAUGGGAUCCCUAAUGAGACCUUUAUCACGAGGAAGAGUGAGUCUAAUGAGCAAAAGCUCCUCCGACCAGGCAAAAAUCGAAAACCAUUAUGGCGAGGCUCUGGAGGAUCAGCAGACACUACUUCGCUAUGUGAGAUACAUUCAAAAGUUGAGCAACACCCGUUCUUUUCGUCGAUGUGGGCUGCGUCUGUGGUUGCCGCCCCUCUCCGAAUGCGAUGUAUUAACCCCCGAUUCCGAUGAGUACUGGCUGUGCUAUAUACGAUACUUCUAUGUGGGGGCCUGGCAUUCCGUGGGCACCUGUCGCAUGGCUCCGAGGAAGGAAGCGGAUUCCCAGGAGGAGGGAGGCGUGGUGGACGAACGCUUGAGGGUUCAUGGGGUCAAGGGUCUUCGCGUUGUGGAUGCCAGCAUUAUGCCGGAGUUACCAGCAGGUAAUACGAAUGGACCCGCCAUGAUGAUCGGGGAGAAGGGAGCGCAACUCAUCCUGGAGGAUCGGGAAGUGGACAAUGAGGUGGUCCAGGAAUGCUGAUCUCUUAAAAAAUCUAUACCAGAUUUUUAAGAACCCA